Molecule: messenger RNA, 4389 nt
Organism: Spinacia oleracea (spinach)
Lineage: Eukaryota; Viridiplantae; Streptophyta; Magnoliopsida; Caryophyllales; Amaranthaceae
Exons: 1
Coding region: 245-3259 (1004 amino acids)
Source: RefSeq, a predicted model, not a curated record
AUCCAUAGAAAUAUAAAGUUAUGAAACUUGCAAUAUUUUUUCCAUUCAGCGUUGACGUACAAUGAAUACUAUUUACUUGCGGAAAAAUAGACUUUAUUCACUUAAACGUUUAACGUACGUACACUUAAAAUGCCAAAUAACAGAGAAAUUAAAAAAACAUAAAAACUAAAAAUUGGCAGGACAUUGGAAUCCAGGAGGUGGAGACUUGCCACAAUCAACCAAAGCUUGAAGAGCAAUUGGAAGAAUGAGAUUAAUGUUCAAAAGUUUUACCCUUAUUGUAGUACAAAGGCAUACUGCAGCAUCCAAACCAGUAAGCCCGCCUAACAAAGGACAACAAGCAUUCUUAGCACGUCCUCCUAAUCCAAUGUGUAUUAGUCCUCCUAGCACGUCAACACACCCACCCAGCUUCAACGCAUUAAUGGGGCAUGUUGGUUGUUUUGGUGGCGAAGGCGGGGAUGGGAUGGGUGUUCCGGGAGGACAAACUGUUCCUGGAGGAGUAGGUGACGGAGUUGGUGGAGUAGGGGUCACAACCGGGGGUGUCAUGGGUGGGGUCACAACUGGGGGUGUCAUGGGUGGGGUCAUUGGAGGUGUUGUGGGUGGGGUAACAACCGGGGGUGUUGAGGGUGGGGUAACAAUUGGAGGUUUUGUAGGUGGAGUCACAACUGGAGGUGUUGAUGGGGGGCUUACAACCGGAGGUGUUGAUGGGGGGCUCACAACCGGAGGUGUUGAAGGUGGGGUCACAACCGGGGGUGUUGAAGGUGGGGUCACAACUGGAGGUGUUGAUGGUGGGCUUACAACCGGGGGUUUUGUAGGUGGCGUCACAACUGGAGGUGUUGAUGGUGGGGGUUUAGUGGGUGGGGUUACAACUGGAGGCGUUGAUGGUGGAGUAACAAUCGGGGGUUUUGUUGGUGGGGUGAUAAUUGGAGGUGUUGAUGGUGGUGUCACAACUGGCGGUGUUGAUGGUGGGGGUUUUGUAGGUGGAGUCACAACCGGAGGUGUUGAUGGAGGAGGUUUUGUAGGUGGGGUUACAAUUGGAGGUGUUGAUGGUGGGGUUACAACCGGGGGCUUUGUUGGUGGUGUCAGAACUGGAGGUGAGGAUGGUGGUGGUUUUGUGGGUGGGGUCACAACUGGAGGUGUUGAUGGUGGUGGUUUUGUAGGUGGGGUCACAACUGGAGGUGUUGAUGGUGGCGGUUUUAUUGGUGGGGUCACAACUGGAGGUGUUGAAGGUGGAGUCACAACCGGGGGUUUUGUUGGUGGGGUCACAACUGGAGGUGUUGAUGGUGGGCUUACAACCGGGGGUUUUGUUGGUGGUGUCACAACUGGAGGUGUUGAUGGUGGGGGUUUAGUGGGUGGGGUUACAACUGGAGGCGUUGAUGGUGGAGUAACAACCGGGGGUUUUGUUGGUGGGGUGACAACUGGAGGUGUGGAUGGUGGUGUCACAACUGGUGGUGUUGAUGGUGGAGUCACAACCGGAGGUGUUGAUGGAGGAGGUUUUGUGGGUGGGGUUACAACUGGAGGUGUUGAUGGUGGGGUUACAACCGGGGGUUUUGUUGGUGGGGUCACAACUGGAGGUGUUGAUGGUGGUGGUUUUGUAGGUGGAGUCACAACUGGAGGUGUUGAUGGUGGUGGUUUUGUGGGUGGGUUCACAACUGGAGGUGUUGAUGGUGGUGGUUUUGUAGGUGGGGUCACAACUGGAGGUAUGGAUGGUGGUGGUUUUGUGGGUGGGGUCACAACUGGAGGUGUUGAUGGUGGCGGUUUUGUUGGUGGGGUCACAACUGGGGGUGUUGAAGGUGGGGUCACAACCGGAGGUUUUGUUGGUGGGGUCACAAUUGGUGGUGUUGAUGGUGGGCUUACAACCGGGGGUUUUGUAGGUGGUGUCACAACUGGUGGUGUUGAUGGCGGGGGUUUAGUGGGUGGGGUUACAACCGGAGGCGUUGAUGGUGGAGUAACAACCGGGGGUUUUGUUGGUGGGGUGACAACUGGAGGUGUGGAUGGUGGUGUCACAACUGGUGGUGUUGAUGGUGGGGGUUUAGUCGGUGGAGUCACAACAGGAGGUGUUGAUGGAGGAGGUUUUGUGGGUGGGGUUACAACUGGAGGUGUUGAUGGUGGGGUUACAACCGGGGGUUUUGUUGGUGGUGUCACAACUGGAGGUGUGGAUGGUGGUGGUUUUGUUGGUGGGGUCACAACUGGAGGUGUGGAUGGUGGUGGUUUUGUGGGUGGGGUCACAACUGGAGGUGUUGAUGGUGGAGGUAUAGUGGGUGGGGUUACAACUGGAGGCAUUGAUGGUGGAGUAAGAACUGGGGGUUUUGUUGGUGGGGUGACAACUGGAGGUGUGUAUGGUGGUGUCACAACUGGUGGUGUUGAUGGUGGGGGUUUUGUAGGUGGAGUCACAACCGGUGGUGUUGAUGGAGGAGGUUUUGUGGGUGGGGUUACAACUGGAGGUGUUGAUGGUGGGGUUACAACCGGGGGUUUUGUUGGUGGUGUCACAACUGGAGGUGUGGAUGGUGGUGGUUUUGUAGGUGGAGUCACAACUGGAGGUGUUGAUGGUGGCGGUUUUGUUGGUGGGGUUACAACUGGAGGUGUUGAUGGUGGAGGUUUUGUUGGCGGGAUCACAACUGGAGGUGUUGAUGGUGGCGGUUUUGUUGGUGGGGUCACAACUGGAGGUGUUGAUGGUGGUGGUUUUGUGGGUGGGGUCACAACUGGAGGUGUUGAUGGUGGAGGUUUUGUUGGUGGGGUUACAACUGGAGGUGUUGAUGGUGGAGUUACAACCGGAGGUUUUGUUGGCGGGGUCACAACUGGAGGUGUUGAUGGUGGGGUUACAACUGGAGGUGUUGAUGGUGGGGUUACAACUGGAGGUUUUGUAGGUGGGGUCACAAUUGGAGGUGUUGAUGGUGGGCUUACAACCGGUGGUUUUGUAGGUGGUGUCACAACUGGAGGUGUUGAUGGAGGUGGUUUUGUGGGCGGGGUCACAACUGGAGGCGUUGAUGGUGGGCUUACAACAGGAGGUGUGGAUGGUGGGUUUACAACUGGAGGUGUUGAUGGUGGGGGUUUCGUUGGUGGAGUCACAACUGGAGGUGUUGAUGGUGGGGUCACAACUGGAGGCGUUGAUGGUGGUGGUUUUGUGGGUGGGGUCACAACUGGAGGCGUUGAUGGUGGGCUUACAACUGGAGGUUUUGUAGGUGGUGUUACGAUUGGAGGUGUUGUUGGUGGGCUUACAAUAGGGGGUUUUGUGGGAGGGGUCACAACCGGAGGUGUAUAAGGUGGGCUAACAACCGGUGGUUUUGGUGGACCGACUACAGGGGGUGUUGUGGGUGGAGCCACGACUGGAGGUGUUGAAGGUGGAGUCACCACUGGAGGUGUGGAAGGUGGACUUACAAUCGGGGGUGUUGUGGGAGGGGUCACGACUGGAGGUGUUGAAGGUGGGGUCACCACUGGAGGUGUGGAAGGUGGACUUACAAUCGGGGGUGUUGUGGGUGGGGUUACUACUGGAGGUGUUGUAGGUGGACUUACAACUGGGGGUGUUGUCGGUGGAGUCACAACUGGAGGUGUUGAAGGUGGGCUAACAACCGGGGGCUUUGGUGGACUUACAACUGGAGGUGUUGUGGGUGGGGUGACAAUUGGAGGUGUUGAAGGUGGGGUUACAACCGGCGGUGUUGAGGGAGGGGUCACCACUGGAGGUGUUGAAGGUGGGCUAACAACCGGAGGUUUUGGUGGACUAACAAUCGGGGGUGUUGGAGGUGGUUUAGGUGGGUGAUGGGGUGGUUUAUGUGGGUGAUGAGGUGGUUUUGUGGGUGGUGUUUUAGGUGGCUUGUAAGGAUGAUGAUGGGGAGGUGGUUUUUCUGGUGAUUUUGGGGGAGUAUGAGGUGGUUUAUGGGGUGGAUGAUGAGGGUGUUUGUGAUGAUGGCUUGGCGGCUUAGUGUGUGGAGGACUUUCCGUGGGUGGACAAUAUGCUUUGGGUGGCUGCGUAGGAGGAAGGGAAUGGGAACUAGAAAUUGCUAAGGAAGUGAAAACAGUAGCAAGAAGUAGGCAAAGAGUAGCCACAUUAUGUGCCCCCAUUUUUUUGGAAAGUAGAGAGUAUAGAAUAGUCCCAAAGAUGGACCUAACAUGACCAAUGAGUCAUAGACCUUCUUAUAGGCAAAUCCAACGAAGGGAAAUCCAACGUCAAGAUAAGUCACAAUAAUGAAUGUGAAUGUGAGAAAUAGCUAGAUGUUAAAGAUAUGUAAGUUACAGCCUAAUUACAUAAUCACGUACAUAGAGACAAGUAGUAGUAGUAGUAGUAGUAGUAGUAGAUAUUAUUAGGGUAUUUCUAUAGUGUAUGGACAUUAUGGUGUUUUUAUUGUUUUAGCCUUUUAGGUCUUGUAUAUGCAUGUAUUUUGUUGGGGAUCUCCA